UUCAGUUAUUAUGAACUUCAGGUAUGGCUGAACAAAAAUAUGAACUAUGGACCAUCCCAUCAAAGAACAAGCUUCCCAAGCACUAUCCAUGGUAUUCUGAGAGACUGAGGCAGAAGUAUUUGUCAACCAAACCAUCUGGUGCAUUGCUGUCAAGUAAUUGGGUCUUUGUAAAGGAUGGUGGUGAUGAUUACAGGACUGGUAUCCCUCGAGAGACAAUGUCUGCUCAACCCUAUUUGACAAAGAAAGAUGGCUCACGCCAUCCAGCAAUGGCACCAAGAAAUUUACCUCCUCUCAAUCAAAACAGGGAGCCCUCUGCAAGAAUCAGCAAAAGCUUAGACAAGCAGACAAUUGCAUUUUCCAAGAAAGUUCCUCGAAAAGAAGCACAAAUGCAGUACAUUGAUGUUAUUGAGGAGGGUCUGACUGGUCAUCCCCUUGCAGUGUUUCCACAUUAUGAAGAUGCUGUUGCACCUGAACUUUUUGAGGAAAUCGUGGAAGCUCUAGAUCCUGAGGUUCGUCAAGAUAGUUCCAGUGAUUUGUCUGAGUCAACUGAAAAUGAUUCACCAAGAGAUGAUGCUGUUUCCGAAGCAGAGGAAUCAAAAGUGUCACAGGAAUCACCAGUGCCAAACCAAUUAGACUCCGAAAGCAAAACGAGUGUUGUCAAUGAAAAUUCUCUGCCUAUUAGCUCUUUUAGAUGGUACCCAUCAGAGGAACCUUUUGAUGAUAACAAUUCUUCUCCAGGAGUCCAAGAGCGAGGCUCAGGGCACACCAAGAUUCAAAGUGUCACCAAAGACUUUUGUGACUGGGUAAGAGAACUUGGAGGGGAUCCAAAUGAUGCUCAUAUCAAUAAUAUUGAAGAGAGUACUAUCUUCAGUUUGUUUGCAAGUGGAUAUGAAACAAAACCAGCCCUCUCUGUCCCUAUACAUGUUGUUCAACUCUCUGAUGUUCCUUUGGAGCUCCGCAAUGGAGCAAUGGUAUCACCUGAUUUACCAAGUCUCCUCCAAUAUGGAAUUAAGAAUUUGACAAUCAGACGAGGCGACACCCCUAGCAGUCACAAGGGAAUUGUUUCCCGGAAUCACUGGAUAAGACAUCAAUACGGUGCCUGGUAUUUACCAGUUGACUUGUGGAGACACAAAAAUACUCCAACUGGUUUAAGUGAUCCUCAGGAGGACACCAUGAAAACUGUCUCUGAAGCAAAACUGAAAAGCAGAGAGCUAGACUCUACCCUGGCAACGAUGCAUGGUGCAAUGUCUUUCAGAGAGUAUGUUGAUAGAAAAAACAGACGGCGACCAGAUUUUCUUCACUGUGUUGAUCCUCUAGAGAAAGAGGAGAUAAACAUUAACAGUGCUAAAUCAGCGCGUGGCGGAUCAUCAUAGUAAAAGUUUGCUUUAAAUUUGAUUCCAAUUAAAAUGUGCUGGAGCUGUACAAGCUGUGAUUUUAAGAAUGAAGAUUGAGAUAGAUACAAUUAAAGAUAAAGUUUGAUGAAUGAUGAUUUUGCAUCAAACUCUGCUUUUGGUAUUUUGCUGUGCUGUUGAUGAACUGUAAAAACUCCGACAGUUAUGCCGCUGUGCUGCUGCUGCUGCAUGCAUAUCAUACUUAUACUUUUGUGUUUAUAUGAUAAUUUGAGAUUAUAGAAGUACGACAUUAUUGAGAUUUUUUAGA
Molecule: messenger RNA, 1659 nt
Organism: Bolinopsis microptera
Lineage: Eukaryota; Metazoa; Ctenophora; Tentaculata; Lobata; Bolinopsidae
Product: protein FAM47E-like
Exons: 1
Coding region: 24-1373 (449 amino acids)
Biological process (GO): transcription initiation-coupled chromatin remodeling; protein localization to chromatin
Cellular component (GO): chromatin
Source: RefSeq, a predicted model, not a curated record